Molecule: messenger RNA, 3348 nt
Organism: Acytostelium subglobosum LB1
Lineage: Eukaryota; Evosea; Eumycetozoa; Acytosteliales; Acytosteliaceae
Exons: 2
Coding region: 1-3348 (1115 amino acids)
Molecular function (GO): protein binding
Source: RefSeq, a predicted model, not a curated record
AUGGUUGCCAAACAACAACAACAACAGCAGUCACUACAACAACAAUUACAACAGGAAUGUAGUAGUAAUAGUACAAACUAUAACAACACGUCACCAAAUGUUUAUGCAACUAGUCCAACAGGGACAGGUCCAUCUGGCCUGGCGGGUUUGAUCAAAGAGAAGGCAUCCACAUCAGUCAGCAUCACAACUACACACUUUGGAACACUGAGGAAGAAGGAUAGAGUUGUGGUGGCUGACCUCCAGGACAAGGCCAAUCGCGAGGUUGAAUAUCUAAAGAUGAUCGACGAUGUAUCACCAUGCCUCAAUGCCAUCCACCAACUAAUGACUGUUAAACACUUGUCAUUGGCCAGUGUAUUUAGAGAGAGGAUGACACGUGCCAGGUCAACAUUGUCAUGUGCCGCCAUACAACAUCUAACAUUGUUGUGCCAGUAUUAUGUGGCCAUGUCAGAUCAGUUCAAUGUGGAUAAGAUUAGAGCCAAUAUAGUGAUGGCCGAACAGUUGUUGACAUACCUCAACACAUACUCUGUGGACUGUGACAACUGUUUUGUUGGUCUGAUGCCUCAUGAGGACCUCCUUUUCAAGCUGGCCAAGGACUUUGACUCGAUCAACGCCAUCAACCCAUUGGCCAAUGAUCUGGGGCAGCAGCUCUCGUCCAACAUAUCAACGACACGCGAGCAACUUCUCGUCAACAUUAUCAACUGGUCAGCAAUCUCUGAUAAUAUCCAGUUGUCCAAAGCCGUGCGCCGCUACGCUUCAAUCUUACGCGGGGUCGACAAGAUAAAGCGUGGAGACAUAGUAAUUGUGCGCUUCCCAGAGGACAGGAAGAGCUUCAGUGGGCACAAGGCCGCUGCCAUCGCAUCAGGUCAAUCACCAAGUGUAAAUAGUGUACAUAACAUCAACAACAACGCUGUAGGCAACACCAACAAUGGUGCGAGUAGUAGUUCUGGUGUGGGAGGCAAUGGUACCACUCACAGGAACAGCUUUAGCUUGGCGCGACAAUCCAGCCAGAGCAACAUUGUCACGAUGCAGGAGUACUUGGACAGACGCGCGUUCCAGCCCAAGGCUCUGUUUGCCAGAUUCAACGGGGACCGCACAUCACACACGAUAAAUGUAUGGCUGAACGCCGAGGAGACAGAGUUCCUGGUCGUGGGAAUCGAGGAUGUGUUGUUACUCAACAAGUCGACGAUCGAAUGUAUCCGCGAGCAUCGCAAUGUAGACAAGAUUGUACAGUCACCACUCGAGCGUUUCUACGCGCAGAUCAUCGAAGAGAGCAAGCUGCACACGAUCAACUACCUGUCAGAGAGCGGCGUGGACAUGUCAUUCUUUAUUGGCGAGUGCGCGGCUCCGUCGCUCCUGGACCUGGAGCGUCUGCGAGCCAUCGAGUCGACGUUCAAACAGAUGUGGGAUUUGGCCGACCACCCGACAUUCCGCGCGCUCGAGCUCGGCAUGAAGGAGCGCAUCGACAAGUUCUUUGCCGACACAGACCACCGCCUGUUCUUCAUGCCCAAGUAUGAGAGCAUCAUUGUGGACAUCCGUGGCCAACAUCAUCUGACGCUGGCGCGAAACAAGCUCCGACAGCUGCUGUGCGAAUGCGAGCUGCUCUUUGACAAGAUCAAGUUGGAGAAGCGUGACAUUCUCAAUGGCACCAUCAAGAACCAGAUCACCGAGUGGUGGCUUAAGCUGAUUGAGACCAAGACCAACGCGUUCCUACAGGAGCGUGGUUACAACUUUGGCGCCAUACCCGAGAACUAUAUCGAACAGCCUCCAAACAACAUGAAGGAUGUGAUCAAGAACCUGGCCCUAAUCAAACGAAUACUGGAUUCAAAGUUGAAUGGAAAUGCCAUCGACACGAUGGACUUCGAUAGUAGUAGCGCCAACUCCACACCUAGCACGCGUAGUUCUACCCUCUCCAAUGUCAUUAGUGAACAUAUCAACAGCAAUCAAUCAGGCAGUAGCUCACCAAUGAUUGAACCACACUCAUUAUCUCCAAGGUCAAAUGGCAGUUCCCCUAUCAAGGAUGCUGCCGCUGCAGCCCCGAGUCCAUCUUCAUCAACUACAACCGUUGAUCAAUCAACGUCCAAUAAGUGCGCCUCACCAGUGUUGCUGAUCAAGGAGUUGCGACAAGAGAUACAACCUGUAAUCAACACGUUCAUCAAGAAGAGUCAUAUUGUGUUGAGCGAGAUGCUUGGACUGCCACUAUCCAACGUCACGGUCCAGGUGGCCUCAGAGCGACUGAAAGAUCGAAGACAGCAACAACAGAUAGAUGAGCAGUUGGCAUCAAGUAUCGAUGACUUGCUGUCCGACCUCGAGUAUCUUCGAGAGAUGAUACACUUGGAGGAUGCGACGACGAGUGAGCGCAGUUUACACAUCGUUCCUAUAAGUGGAUUGGUGAUGAACACAUUCGCUCGCAUUGAGAAUGAGCUCAAGACUGUGGUAGAGCUAUGGAACAGUUCCAGUAUGUUUGUUUCGGCCAUGGACGGUGCUGACCCAACGGGCAAGACCCCCUUACAAGGACCAGUCAAGCCAUUGAACGGCGAUCAAAAGUCUGAACUUCAUCUCGCCGUGACUGAGGAGAGGCUGGAGGACAUAAAGACCAUCCUGGCGGACAAUGGAUCAGCAUCGAUUAACUUCACAGAUGUCAAUGGAUGGACGCCACUACACUCUGCCGCGCACUCUGGUAACGCAGACGUGUGCAUGUUGUUGCUCUCCGUCCCCAACAUAAGUGUAUCGCUAAAGAACCGCGAUGGCGCAUCCAUUCUACACUACAUGGUGCGCCACACUCUAACCGACAGCCGCAAGCAAGUCGUCCAAACACUGUUGGACAAGGGCCUGGACAUCAACACUGGCAGCCGGCACGGCGAGACUCCACUACACUCUGCAUGCUUCCGCGGCGUCGACGAUGUCGUAUUGUUCCUCAUUCAGAAUGGUGCCAAUGUCAAUGCCAUCACCAAUGGAGGUGAGACGGCGUUACACUACGCCGUGACAGCAGGUCGCGCAAGCAUCGUAUCCACACUACUACAACAUGGCGCACAGGCACAUAUCCGAUCAAAGCGUGGCACACCAUUGGAGAUUGCCAACAACUUCAAACUUCAUGCCAUUGCUACAUUGAUCAAUGCUGUAUUGCAGGCGACUGCUGGAGGUGGUGGAACUGCUUCAUCUUCGUCCGACACCACAACAUCAAUGAAGACUACGACACAAUCAUUAUCUUUCAAUCAGACUAAUCCCAGUGCUGGCGGAACUGGAACCAACAACAGCAGGACAGGAGGUAUGGAGCGUGGCGAGAGGUUCAAGAUAGGAGGUGCCAGACUUGGUAUGCCAUCAUCCACAAGUACAAGUGCCAACCAAUAA